This is a messenger RNA of Alternaria burnsii, 1326 nucleotides long. Its product is annotated as actin actin-like protein. NCBI's taxonomy places the organism in Eukaryota, Fungi, Ascomycota, Dothideomycetes, Pleosporales, Pleosporaceae. The record is from RefSeq and is a predicted model, not a curated record. The annotation marks the transcript as partial. The transcript is spliced from 4 exons.
GGCACCCCUGUCAUCAAUGCCGAAGCGCGUCGUGAACUUCGCGAUUCAGAAGGAGCUCCAAACUGGGGAAGCAGCCACGACCACAGCUCUUCGCCCCGCCAAAACGACCGUCCCUCAUCCAACGUCGGCCCAGUCGCCCUUUCCAGUCAUCACCCCCCAAGCCCGUCGCUGCCCCAGCCCCCCGCCAUGGGCUCCCGAUUACACAAUGCUCCCAUUGUGAUAGACAAUGGCAGUGGUACGAUCAGAGCUGGAUUCGCAGGAGAGGAUGUGCCAAAAUGCUUUUUCCCGUCAUACGUAGGACGGCCAAAGCAUGUGCGGACAAUGGCAGGCGCAUUGGAAGGCGAUGUAUUCAUAGGACCACAAGCACAACAAUACAGGGGGCUUUUCAAAAUCAACUACCCAUUGGAGCACGGCAUUGUUACAGACUGGGAUGACAUGGAGCGGAUAUGGCAGUACGUCUACACCGAAGGCCUCAGGACUGUCAGCGAAGAUCACCCCGUACUCCUUACAGAGCCUCCUCUAAACCCCCGAGAGAACCGCGAUACGGCUGCCCAGAUCCUGUUCGAGACGUUUAAUGUGCCCGCCUUGUAUACUUCAGUCCAAGCUGUCCUGUCACUAUACGCUUCCGGCAAGACGACUGGUCUUGUUCUAGACUCGGGAGAUGGUGUCUCGCACGCAGUACCCGUCUUCCAAGGCUUCGCCAUACCCAACAGCAUCAGGAGGAUAGACGUGGCUGGCAGAGAUGUUACAGAACACUUCCAACAACUACUGCGGAAAAGCGGUCGCAUCUUCCAUACAAGUGCUGAGAAGGAGACAGUCAAGAAUAUCAAAGAGGCAACAGGAUACGUGGCGCUCGACCCGGCCAAGGAAGAAAAGGACUGGUCAGGCUCGUCCAGAUCCGAGGGCAAGAGCGUCGACUAUACACUACCUGAUGGCCAGAAGAUAAAGAUCGGAGCGGAACGCUUCCGAGCCCCCGAAAUACUCUUCAACCCCGAGAUCAUCGGUCUGGAGUACCCUGGAGUGCACCAGAUUGUUGUUGAGGCGAUACACAGGACCGACAUGGACCUCCGGAAAGCGCUAUACGGCAACAUUGUACUCUCCGGUGGUUCCACAUUGACAAAGGGGUUCGGAAACAGACUGCUCCACGAGGUGCAAAGACUGGCGGUGAAGGACAUGAGAAUCAAAAUCUUAGCACCACCAGAGCGCAUCUACACCACGUGGACCGGUGGCAGCAUUCUUGCGGGCCUCAGCACUUUCAAGAAGAUGUGGGUAGAGAAGGACGAAUGGCAGGAAAACCCAGACAUCAUCCACACCAAAUUUGCAUAA